AUGGCGAAAAUAGGAAAGCCAAGCCGCUCGAAAGAACAAGAGACAGCCGGCAAAGGAAAAGUAACUCCGGCCCAGAUCGCGUUCAUUGUAGAUCGUUACCUUUCCGACAACAAUUACGCCGAUGCGCGCACUGCUUUUCGGUCUGAUGCUUCAAGCCUUAUCCCCAAAUUUCAAGUGCAAGAAGUUCCAAAGAGCUUGUUGAGCUUAGACGCGAUUCUGGACGAGUACAUAACGCUCAAGGAGCAGAAGGUUUGGGUGGACCAUGAACGGCGUCGUUUGGAGCAGGAGAAGCUGAGGGUGCACAAUUUGUUGAGUGGGAUGCAGAGCGUGAUGAAUGUUUACAACUCCGGCGAAAAUGCUGCUGUUACCCCGCCACAGCCGCUGCCUCUGGCUGCCGGUGGAUCUGCGGUCAUGGCUUCUCAGGCUGAGACUGGUGUUGCAAGGCCCGCAGGCCAACAUCCUAUGUACAACAGUCCGGCUUUGAUGUCCACAACAAAGCCCUCAAACAUUCAGAAAGAUCAUGCAACUGCAAAAAGGAAAGAGUCCAUAGAUAUUCCCCAUCGCCCUGUGGUUUCGAAGAAAUCUCGCAAGGGCCCACAAAACAGAGAUAUUAGUUUAGCUACAAAAUCGAGUUGUGCACAAAGCAACCAAGAGAAACCUCCACUUAAUUCUGCAGCUCAGUCAUGUGCUUGUGAUAAUGCUCUUAUGCAAGGGUCAAAUGUCGUAAAAUGCCUUUUCAAUCACGAACCUCUUUCUACUCCACCCAAUGCAUCUGUUCCUAAAACUCCCACACGAGCUUCUUCAUCCCAAACCGAGAAAUCUGGUUCACCGUUUGAAGCUUGUUCGACUGCUACAUCUGUUAAAGGCAAUAAUAAUACCUCUCCUCAGGUCAUGUCUUCUAACUGCACGACAAUAAUAUCUGCAGAAACAAUACGGGUCAGCCCCAACAAGCAAAUAUCUUAUUACUCGAUAGAGAAAAACCAAAUAACUUGUUCCCCGCUGAAGGCAAACACGAAGGGUUCUUCUAGCACAAAAAAAGAUCAUGUCAGGGGGAGACUGGAUUUUGGAACUUCUGAAAUGCCGAUGAUCGCAGAGAACUUAAGCCCGAACGGGACAUUAACGUCUGAAUCUGAGGGAGGGGAUAUUCUUGACUUGGACUUGGAUGCUUUAGGCUUGGACUUCAAUCUUUCAGAAUUUCUGGUUGAUUUAGAUAUGUCGAGUGAAGGAUUGGGUAAUUUGCCUUCAAAUCAAGCACUGAAUUAUUCAUCUCCAGAUUGUCACUCAUGGUCGCCUUCUAAAGCAGACAAAGCUGAAAUGGGUUCUAGACAAGUCACACCGGAUAUGAUUUGCGUGGGUUCAGAUACUGUUACUGCCAUGCGAUCGGUUACUAAACGUGUCACCAUCGUUAGCCCUGGUGAGGUGAUAUGCGACAGCCUGUCGGCCGACCUUUGCUCGUUUGCAGUUGCAUCGUCAGGAAAAAGAUGUUCCCUGGAGACCUAUUUGAGGGCAGACGGGAGCACGGAAUACGAGUGCACCUCGUCGGAAGUGGUGGUCGAGCGAUUUUCCGGGCACAUCGAAAGCGAUGCAUGCGUGGCCGCGUGUGGAGUUGACCGCUGGUCAGUCGGGAUUUCCUCAGAUGCGUUUCUUUCCGGUGAUUUUGCCGGUCGGUUAUGUUCGCCGGCGUGCUACCAGAGCUGCCCCAACAUCGUCGACCUCUACUUCAACCUUGCCGCCGGCGAAGGCGUACAUUUACCGACCUUGUGUGAAAAGCAAAAGUCGAACCCCCGUCGUGCGAUGUGGGAGCUUUUUAGCAGCGGUGGCGGUGUGGCCCUUAGUCCGGUGGGCUCGACUGAUUACAUUAUUGGUGCACCUGCUUCGGCACCAGUCGCCAACUAA
Molecule: messenger RNA, 1896 nt
Organism: Striga hermonthica
Lineage: Eukaryota; Viridiplantae; Streptophyta; Magnoliopsida; Lamiales; Orobanchaceae
Source: the annotation of a GenBank genome assembly